Molecule: messenger RNA, 1191 nt
Organism: Saccostrea cuccullata (small rock oyster)
Lineage: Eukaryota; Metazoa; Mollusca; Bivalvia; Ostreida; Ostreidae
Product: transmembrane emp24 domain-containing protein 6-like
Exons: 4
Coding region: 1-765 (254 amino acids)
Biological process (GO): endoplasmic reticulum to Golgi vesicle-mediated transport; Golgi organization; intracellular protein transport
Cellular component (GO): endoplasmic reticulum; COPII-coated ER to Golgi transport vesicle; endoplasmic reticulum-Golgi intermediate compartment
Source: RefSeq, a predicted model, not a curated record
AUGUGGUGGCAUGUCUUAUCAGUUCUGGACAAGAAACACGUGGAUAACAUGGCGCUGUCCACAAAAUCUACACAUCUUGUUUACUUACUCUGUUUCUAUCAAGUGUCGUUGUCGGAGAAACUUGGAGGUAGUCUUCCUAACUUUGAAUUCGAUUUCGAUGCACUUCCGGGAACUCAGCAUGAAUUCAAGGUCGACGUAAAGGCGGGAACAGAGGAAUGUUUUGUACAGAAAGUGGCAGAGGGAGCCAAUUUAUACGUACAGUUCGAGGUUUUGCGGGGAGGAGAUAGGUCAAUUAACGUAGCACUGAUCGAUCCUCAUUAUCAAAUUAUCCAACAUCUUCCCUACCAAACAGACGGAAAGAUAGACCAUGUAGCGGUGAUGUAUGGUGCGUAUCAACUUUGUUUUGACAAUACCGCCAGUAGAUUCGCUGGAAAGCUGGUAUACAUCUACAUCGUGACGUACGUCACAGAGGAAUGGACCAAAUACUUAGAGGAGAUUCAAAGUGUCAGCGCCUCUGUCAACAAUUUCACUGGUGCACUUGCUGGAGUCCAAACAUCCAUAGAACAAAUGAAACUCCAUCAAACAGAGAGUCGAAUGCACGUCAUAAAGGAUUGGUAUCUUGUGACCGGAAAUAACAAAUACGUCAUGUAUUGGUCCAUUUUCCAAAUGUGUGUUGUUCUUUUUACGGGAGUAUUCCAAGUAUUUUGUCUUAGGAGGUUAUUCAGAGUGCAAACUGUGACUCCAACGUCAAAACCAAGAGCCUAAAGUGACAUUUUAUCGACACUACUAGUAUUUGUUUGUGAGGACCCGUUUGUGAAGCCGAUUAAAUUUUAUUAUACAUCUCAUCCUUUCGUCUUUAAAAAAAAUGUGUCACAGUCAAAAUGUGAAAUUUUUGCCACAUUUUAUAUAUUUUUUGCAUACAUGUAGUUGUAUCGAAAUGCAAUCUAUCAAUUGUUCAUGUUAACCAAAAUUGAGAUUUAUAUUUACCAGGUAUUGUGGGUAUUUAUUCCGAAUGAAAUUCGCUCAAAAUUGACAUUUUGUGUCGAUAUAGAGAUCGAGACAUUCACUGUUAAUGACGUUUUAAGUAUUUGUAGGAUGGUUUGUUUCAUUUCAUUAUUGGUUUAGUAAUUUCAUCUUAGUAAGUAAGUUCUCAUUUAUAUUUAUAUGGCUUUUAUAUAUCAUCAAGUUAUG